CCAAAGAACCCUCCUUUCAGAGCAGAGCAUCUGGGCUCUCUCAAGCGUCCAGACAACCUCCUUACCGCUCGUCGUGACGUUCACGAACACAAGGCAUCUGAAGACUCUCUACCAGCAAUUGAAGACCAAGCAAUCAAAGACGUUGUCAAGAUCCAGGACCAAUGCGGUUUCCACGCCGUCAGCGAUGGAGAGUAUCGUCGUCACAUGUUCUGGGGCACUUUCNNUUUCCCUUCCCUCAAAGGAUUCACUGAAAUUCAGGGACCCGAUGCUGAUAUCUUCCGUCCUUAUGUGCCCGAUAUCGCUGCAUUCUUGGAGGCUGACCAUGUGCCUGGAGAGACUGUGAUCUGCACUGGCAAGAUCGAACAUACUGGAAAAAGCAGCUAUAUUGAACAAUUUGAGUACAUGAAGAGCAUCGUCCCCAAGGAGAAUUGGGGAAACAUCAAGCUCACGCUCGCUGCACCAAACUGGUAUCUCGACAGUUUUCUCGCCAUAUUAUACAAGACUGGCAAAGCUUACCCAAAGGAUGUGUACGCCAACGACCAAGAUUACUUCGCGGAUAUUGCAAAGGCGUACCAGACCGAGCUUCAGAUUCUCUACGACGCAGGAUUGAGAAACGCCCAAGUCGACGACCCCAACCUCGCCUACUUCUGCUCCGAAAAAAUGCUCGACGGCUGGGCAGCAGACAAAUCCAACACUCAAACCGCCGACGAACUCUUCGACGCCUACAUUUCCUUCUACAAUUCCUGUUUCCAACGUCCUUCCGACAUGCAUCUAGGAAUCCACCUCUGCCGCGGCAACUUUGUAAACUCGCGCCAUUUCAGUGAGGGAGGUUACGACCGCAUCGCCACCAAACUAUUCCAAAACCUCAAUGUUAGCACUUACUACCUCGAAUACGAUACCCCUCGUGCUGGUGGCUUUGAACCUCUGAAACACUUGCCCAAAGACAAAUUCGUCGUUUUGGGUGUGGUAACCAGCAAAUUCCCCAAGCUAGAGGACAAGAAGGAGAUGGUGNNGAGAGUGUUGCAAGCUGCGGACUUUGUCGCGCAGGGAAGUGGAGAGACUAGAGAACAGGCAUUGCAAAGAAUUGGUGUCAGCCCGCAGUGUGGAUUUGCUAGUCAUAGUGAAGGCAACCUAUUGACCUACGACGAUAUGGUAGAGAAGUUGAAGUUGGUUAGGGACAUUGCUGAUGAGAUUUGGCCCGGUGAGCCU
Messenger RNA from Aureobasidium musti, 1209 nucleotides. NCBI's taxonomy places the organism in Eukaryota, Fungi, Ascomycota, Dothideomycetes, Dothideales, Saccotheciaceae. The record is from the annotation of a GenBank genome assembly.